Molecule: messenger RNA, 1773 nt
Organism: Acaulospora colombiana
Lineage: Eukaryota; Fungi; Glomeromycota; Glomeromycetes; Diversisporales; Acaulosporaceae
Source: the annotation of a GenBank genome assembly
AUGUCGAAGGGCGUGAAACCAUAUUUAGUUCCUUUAAAACCAGAUCGUAUACUUUUGAACCCAAAAUUCGAAGGAUAUAAGCUAAAACUUUUUGAAGAUCGAACUCAACUAUGUCGUUUUCUUUUACCUUCACCUGGAAUUUCGACGUCAAAGGUUUCAACAAAGUCGAAAUUAUCGUACAAGGAAAUUCAGAAUCGCAUUCAUUUUAACCAUCUAUUCUCCGGUUACGAAACAAAUGAUGGUAAAAAAGUUUGUUUUUAUUUCGACAGGGAACUUUCUAUUUCCAUGAUAGAAUACGAUCCGAUAACGAGUUCAAUAGCAACACAUUCCCUUCUAAAGAUUCCGAAAUCAUUGGAUGAUGAUACAACAGCCGAGCAUCCUUCAUUAAAGGCUCUUUCGUCAACAUUAUUGCUCGCAACAAAUGGCCUGGGUACAAUGCUUCUCGUCAGAAUUGCGAAGAGCGAGUCUAAUGAAUACCAAGGAGAAGUCGUUUAUUGCACGGAAUUUAAAAUUCAGCCUAGUGUUAAACGUACACCUUGCGUCAUUAUUGAUGCCAAAGUUGUAGGAGAGGCUAUUCUGUUUUUAGUUUACAAUACAACCAAGGCUCAAGAGGUUUCAACCACGCAAAAAUCAUCAAGGGAUGGAUUCAAGAAAACUACGUUUGAUGUCACUUUAAUGCAAAUGUCCGUGAUGCCCCCACAUGACCUGCAAGUGAUUCACGUUGUUCGUGGAGAAGAAAUUCCUCUCUAUUGUAGCAUUGAAUCAAGUGGUGAUGGCUAUGUGAUCGGUGGUAGAGUUGAUUACGAGGUGGUUUGCGAAGCUUCUACGAAGGAAGGGGUUGAUCAAAUGGACAUUGACCAAUCAACAGACACAUUACGUUAUGUUUCCAACUUCCACCGGGCACUCCUAAGACAGAUCUCGAACAAAGAACAACCUUUGCCACGAUACGCUUUCACACAGUUGUUUGAUUUAAUUGACCCAGACGCAUCUCUCUGGACGAUUGAACCAAACAUAGGUUUAUUGACAUUACACAUUGAAAAGGGUCAUCAAGGCACUCGCUGGUCACAUGUUUUUCAGAAUGAUGAUGGAGUUCACGAAACUCUUGAUCCUAAUGAAUUUGCUGAAUUUCGUGAACGCCUGGAAAAAUAUACCGGAGAUCUAUUAGAUGAUGAUAACGAUUCGAGUGAUUUUCCUGGCAGAAAAAGUUUGCUUCAGCAUCCCAUCGGUUACGAGAUGGAAGAAUCCAUUGAUUACGAGGGGUCUGAAUUCACCCUUGUUCGGAUGAGUAUUGAGGGAAAAAUCACUGCAAAAACUUCAGGAGGGCACGAGUUUCUCUGUAGACAAUUUGAAAGUUGUGAUAUAAACAAUUCAACACCAUUCAUGCCAUCCGUAUGUCUGAAGUACGAUGUGGACGGUCUUGUUUACUCCGUUGGCCAUCCGAAUGAUUAUAAAACCCAUGAUGUGUCACCUUUUACGAUGACACAUGUUGCGACGUUCAAUGCUUUUGCUUUCGUUCAAGCGUCGAAGCGUGAAAAGCGUUACAUGUUCCACGAUCCAUUAAACCGUUUCGUGAUGAUUUUUGAUGAGAGUCACCACGCUUUUGUAUACUGGCAUCAUGCUAACCGUGAAAAAAAUGAUGAACAAUUCGUUAUAGAUUUUGCUGACAAUAAAAAUAAUGAUAUCGAUAUAGUUGGCGUUCAAAUGGUGGAUUCCAAUGGUGCCGUCAUAUUAGUUCUCAUUCCUGACUCUGUGAUCAUGAUGAAAUUACUGUAA